Messenger RNA from Dermacentor silvarum, 8075 nucleotides. RefSeq names its product Down syndrome cell adhesion molecule. The transcript is spliced from 28 exons. Gene Ontology annotation, cellular component: plasma membrane; axon. Gene Ontology annotation, molecular function: cell-cell adhesion mediator activity. The record is from RefSeq and is a predicted model, not a curated record. Gene Ontology annotation, biological process: axon guidance; homophilic cell-cell adhesion; dendrite self-avoidance. Lineage: Eukaryota; Metazoa; Arthropoda; Arachnida; Ixodida; Ixodidae. Bases 638 to 5374 code for a protein of 1578 amino acids.
CGCUCAGAACCCGAGCUGCGCCGGCGAGCGCUUGGCGGCGCGUUGCAGCUGAACCUGCAGGCCCGAGGCUAGUGGCCGCCACGUGAAGCGGCAACGCAUUUCCAGUCCUCUCUGCAACGAGCGCCGUUCCGAGUGAGCGAUGUGUUCGUUUGGCGCUCGUUGACUGGGACGUGCUCGGCGUGUUGUCCUGACUCGCCCUGCAGCAAACAAUUGGUCACGCUGUGAACACUUUUCGCUGCGCGCCUUGUCACGGAUCCUCGCGCGAGGCGUCAAUGUGCCAAUGCUGUGCGCUAAUCGUUGAACUCUGUUUUCAAUUCCUGCUCGACUUCGAACCACGGCAUGUUCGGUGAAUCGAAAGAAACUAGUAUUUGACGCACGCGACGCGCGAUACCAGUGUCGACUCUGAGUGCUUCGUGUGCACUGGCGAACUUGCUUCAUUCGGCGCGUCAUCUCAGGUGAUUGCCGGCGCCGGAUAAAUGGCGAAGUGGAGGCUGCCACCCGUUUAACUGUCCACUAUCAGCUACUAUCAGCGUGAUGUCUCCGCUCGGUGUCAGUGUUCGGGCGUGAACUCGUGCGCCUUCUCUUCUUUCUUGGUAUCCUCCUGCGCAUUGUUUUGAACAGCUGUCGCCGUCGGUUGAUGAACAGCAGACAGUGGCCGUGUAAGACAGUGACAAGCGGAGUAAUGAUCCCCUCCCUCCAGCUGCUGCUUGCUUUGUUAGCAUUCGCGAGGGCCGCUCGUGAAGAACGUCAUGGUCCCGUGUUCAUCCGAGCGCCCCCUGGCCGAGUGGAGUUCCUCAACUCGUCCCAGACUGUGGUGCCAUGUGACGUGCAGGGCGUGCCUCGGCCCGACGUCUGGUGGUGGCGCGUCGGUUCCCAGGGUCCCGCACCGGACAUUCCGGGUCUACGUCAUGUGCGUGUGCAGGACGGUGCGCUUGUCUUCUCACCCUUCCGCGCCGAGGACUUUCGCCAGGACAUCCACGCCGCAGUGUACCGAUGUGGCGCGCGCAACAGCGUCGGCUCUGUCGUUAGCGGUGACGUCCACGUCAGGGCAGCCGUGAACCAGGAGUUCGACGUGCAAGUGUACGACGAGUUCGUCAUCAAAGGCAACACAGGGGUGCUGCGCUGUCAGAUACCGAGCUACGUCAAGGAGUACGUCACCGUAACGUCGUGGGUGCGGGACGAUGGCCUCGUCGUUCACGCCGACUCUGAUUCGGGUGGUCGCUUCACGGUGUUCCCAUCCGGGGAACUGCACGUCCGCAAGGUUGACCCGACCUCGGACAGUCACCGCAAAUACUACUGUCAAGCCAAGCACAGGCUCACCGGAAAGGUCUUCCGAAGCACAACCGUCGCCAGGCUUAUCAUCAUCGACACUCACGUGAACACGGCACCGAGGCUGACCGACCGGCGCCCCGUAGUGCGGGCGCGGCAAGGCGAGAACGUGAAGAUCCCGUGUGCGGCUCAGGGUUACCCUGUGCCAUCCUAUUCCUGGCACCGAGUCGAAGGGGGAUGGCAGGUGGCCCUGGACUCGCCGGCGGGCCGCGUGUCGCAAGCCGACGGCACGUUGCUCUUCAGGCGUGCCCAAGUAUCGGACGGCGGCAAGUACGUCUGCGUCGUCAACAACUCCAUCGGCCAGGACCGCAUGGAGACGCAACUGGUGGUCACCGCCCCAUUGACCGCCACGGUUCGCCCCCGGCGCACGCUGGCCACUGAAGGUGCUCCGGCGACCCUCAACUGUACCACCACAGGCCACCCGGUGUCAUCGGUGGUGUGGCUGAAGAACGGACAGCCGGUGUCGUCUCGUGUCAAGAUGCUCACACGAGAGACACUGCACAUCCCCAAUGUGCUACGCGACGACAAGGGCAUGUACCAGUGCUUCGCUCUCAAUGAUUACGACUGGGCUCAGGACACGGCCGAAAUCACGCUAGGUGAUGAUCCCCCGGUGCUGACACAUCGCUUCGCUGAGCAAACAGUGGACCCUGGAGUCCCAGUGUCACUCAAGUGCACUGCCACUGGUGCGCCGCUUCCUCAGAUCACGUGGACGCUGGACGGGGAACCCGUGGCAGAGACCAUGCGGCUGCGGAUAGGGGACUUCGUAACCAACGACGGCCAGGUGAACAGCUUCGUGAAUCUGACGGCGGCGACAACGGAAGACGGCGGCCGCUACCAAUGCCACGCAAGCAACGACGCCGAGACGGUGUCGCACGGCGCGAGGCUGAACGUGCGAGGGCCGCCUCUGGUGCGAGCCAUGCGCAACGUGUCUGUGCUGGCAGGCCGCACGCUGAUGGUCCACUGCCCGGCCGCUGGAUACCCGCUCAGCCAGAUCCUCUGGUACAAAGGGGACGCCCGGCUGCCGCAGAGCAAGCGCCAGAGCGUGUUCCGGAACGGCACGCUUUCUGUUCAUCGGGUGGAGCGAAGCGGAGACGAAGGCGGCUACCGGUGUGUGGCCACAGGCCCCUCGGGAAAGUCUGCCUCCAGGGAUCUCUACGUCAGCGUCAUGGUGGCUCCCGUGGUGGGUCCGUUCUCGUUCCCCGCCAACUUGAAGGAAGGCAUGCGCGCCAUCGUCACCUGCUCGGUGUUGGAAGGGGACAGCCCCGUCCGCAUCCGAUGGCUCCGGGACGGAGCUCCCCUCGCACCCGACGGUAGAGACGUCAAGGUCGAAUCCAGCAACGAGUUCUCCUCCACGCUCUUCAUCAAAGAGGUGAGCUACAAUCAUCGGGGUGAAUACACAUGUGUUGCGUCCAACUCGGCUGCGUCUGCAAACUUCUCCUCCACGAUGGUCGUGAACGUGCCACCGCGGUGGAAAGUUGCCCCGAAAGAAAAGGCCGCAGUGGUUAGUGAAAACGUGGUCAUCGACUGCCAAGCAGAAGGGUCUCCUGCUCCACGAAUCUGGUGGGAGAAAUCAUCAGCUUCACGACCGUCCGAGUACAAAGUGAUCAUCAGCAACUCUCACAUACACGCCCUGGAAAACGGCUCGCUCAUGGUGCGUGAAGCUGAGCGGAACGACAGUGGGUUCUACCUAUGCCAGGCUAGCAAUGGCGUGGGAUCCGGAAUAAGUAAAGUCAUCGAACUGAAAGUCCAUGUACCUGCUCGCUUUAAAAGCGCAUUCAACUCGAAGACUCUGCAGAAAGGCAACACGGCCCAUAUCAAAUGCGAAGUUUUUGGCGAAAAGCCCCUGACUAUUUCCUGGAGCAAGAAUGGCCAACCUCUUGCACCAAAACAUGAUCAGAGAUACGACAUAAAAACCAGUGAAAAAGAAGAAAGUCUUACAUCACAGCUUGAAAUACAAGCCGUCGACAGAAGAGACUCAGCGCUGUUUGCUUGUCUCGGGAGCAACAAACACGGCCAAGAUGAAACCCGGACGCAGUUGAUUAUACAGGAAACCCCUGGCGCACCGUUCAAUGUACGAACUUCUGACGUCACCAGCCGAUCGAUGGUGGUCACAUGGGACCAACCGUACACUGGAAACAGCCAAAUCACAUCGUACCGGGUGCAGAGCAAGACGUCAGGCAUGAAAUGGAGCGGUGAGAUUCGUGAGAACAAGGUGCAAGGAACCGUUACAACACUCACGCUGAGAGAGCUGCGUCCUACUACGGCAUACAUAAUUCGAAUUCAAGCUGAAAAUUCUUUGGGUUCUGGUGACUACAGUCAAGAAGUACAGGUGACGACUGACGAAGAAGCACCUGAAGGCCCUCCACUAAACGUCCAAGCAACCCCAGUUUCCUCAACUACUCUCAAGGUGACAUGGCAGCCUCCAAAAAAGGAGUACCAAAAUGGCCUGCUCAAAGGGUACUAUGUGGGCUACAAGAAACAUGGGUCCUCGGAUACCUACAUCUACAAGACUGUCGACACAACAGGGAGUGUGAAAGAGGAGGCUCUGCUCACGUCACUGCAACGCUCGACAAAGUACGCGGUGCUGGUGCAAGCAUUCAACGAAAAAGGGACUGGUCCGCCAUGCGAGGAAAUCCAUCUUGAGACCUUUGAGAAUGAUCCACCGCCUCCACCAUCACUGAGUGUCUUCAGCACCAGUUCUUCUUCGAUCCAGUUGCAGUGGAACUCAAACACAAAUGAUGAACCAACCAUAAUGGGCUACUACAUCUACAUCAAGUUCCAACACGGCGCAUGGGAGGAGCAUCAGGUUUCUGCUCACCAAACAACAUACACCUUUCAAGAUCUUCUGUGCGGAACAACUUAUCAGUUUUAUGUGGCAUCAUUUAACAAGAUGGGCAAGAGUGACCCCAGUGAAGUGAUGUCAGCAAAGACUCAGGGAGGACCACCAGUGGCACCCAAGCGUGAUGCCGUGCUCAGCGUGAACGGUGCAACACUAACAGUGCACCUGAGCAGCUGGAGUGCGGCGGGCUGCCCCAUCCUGUCUUUCACAGUGCAGUACCGGGUGCAGGACGUGAGCGAGGAGGACUGGGUGCUUGUGUCUGACUCGAUCCCAGCUGAACAAAAAGUGCUUGUGGUGCCUGACCUGGUGGCCGGGAAGUGGUACAUUCUACGUUUAGCAAGCCACAGCGAAGCGGGAACAACAGAACACGACUAUACCUUCAGCACUUUCACCAGAACUGGAGCUAGCAUUCCUCCCUUGAACAGCCUGGAGGGACGGAAGCCGGCGUUUUACAAGAGCGUGAGCAUCAUGGUGCCACUCUUGUGUAUCUUGGCUGUCAUUGUACUCAUUGUGGCUGUACUGGCGUUCAUCAUACCACGGAGACGAAGACAGGCAGCACCUAACCACUUCAUUGAUGCAUGUUCUGAAGACAAGAACCUGGAGGCAAUGAGCCUGUCCAUCCUGAAACAGACCGGGAGCAGCCUGGAGAGUGCCAGCCCCAACAAGGAGCAGCUCUACUAUCCCUCACCCUAUGCCAUGGGUCAGGUGCAGGCACUCAGUAAGCAAGGGGGUGGCUGUACAGACGGUGAGGCAGCAGCAGCACAGACACUCAAGAGAACGAGGCGGGAGCACAUCUACGAAGUACCCUACCCAAGAUGGACUGAGGAAGACAACUACUCACAUAUGAGGGAUGGCACCCCAGCUCCUGUGUCCAACAUUUAUCAGACCCCUCGGAAAACAGGCUUGGCAGCUAGGACAAAUUCAGACUCGGCUGCACAGCUAGCCAUGGAUGAACAGCGGCUGUCCAGAGAAAGCAGAAACCAUAGAUUGGGUUUCAAGUCAUCUAGCCUAGCCUCUGACAAUCAUUCUGCUGCGGAUGACAGUGACAGCGAGGGAGCAGCGUACACAUUUCGCCUGACGACCAAUGGAAGCUACGGGGAUCAUCAAGAGAUGUCAGAGGCAGAGUGUGACAGGGAUCAGCACACAAGAGCCAAACACCUGGAAGCAUUGGGAAUUCAUGUCACUCCAGGCUACGGCAUAACCUGAGACCUACUACAUUCAGAAGAUCUAAACGAAGUGAGGGAGACAUGUGUGUGAAUCGCUUCAUCUCUCAUGGGUCGUCCUCACAAGACUGCACAAUAACUGCACACUGCGCAAACUUUGCCACAACCAGUGUGUGUUGGUGACAGUUGCUUCUUGCUCAUCAGCAUCCCUGAAGCGCUUCAUUUUCAAGACUGCCAGGUGUGCUCUCAAGCUAGGGCGCGAGGACCCAGAGUGCUCUAAAUGGAAGCCUGCAUAUCGUGCCUCAGUGUGAUGAGACUGUGCUGCAUUUUUGUAUGUGAUUGCGGGAAAGGAAAAGUCUUUUGUCUCGUCAUGGGAAACUGCACGUUGCUGCAAUGUGCCACUGCUUUCACACUGCCGACUUGGAAUAAUAAGGCUGUCCUUGGAGUGAUAAGGCUAUGCCCCAAAGUCACAGUCUGGUCAUCAGGGAUGUCGUAAGAAGGUGGGGGUGUCCUCCGGAUUGCUUUGGACCAGCUGGGGUUCACGAAAGGAGAAACCAUCCAGCGAUAUUAAACACAGAAAAUAAAGACCGUACUGUAAAGUCGCUUUCAUUAUAGUACCUAGGUUUACUGAAGCAACAUGGCUAGAAAGCAUUAUUGGCUGUGCAAUGAAGGGAAGUUUUUUGGUUGUUACUGAAAUUCAUGCUAAAAGACUGACCAAAAUCUGUCAGGAUUUCGUGCUAGAGGUGCCAGGUUUCCCUAUCACGUUAUUGUGAUCUUUGAACAUAUAUAUUAAGCUUUGUAUGCCUUUUUAUUUAUUUAUUUUUGUUUUACAUCGCAGGCUUGCUUUUAGGUUGCACACAGCCCUUCUCCCACUUGACCACAUUCUACGUCAUGAAAACACUAACACAUACACCUCGUGGUAAACGAAACCAAAACUGAUUUCAUAGGAAAGCUAUUAAUCAUGUAGUAUAAACUAUUUAGGGCACCCUGAGGCUUGCCAGUAUACUUGAUACAAUAUUGAAUUACUGGACCUUCAUUUAACACAAAAACAAAAAAUUAGGAAAGCCUAAAAUUUCAUGUCAUUACUCCUGUCCCAGAUUUUUAUUAUUUUACCUUUCUGCUUUGUCACUAUGAUUCAUCAGACUGACUUCUGCACAAACUUAUCACUACUGCAUACUGCACAUUGGUAACCUCAGGCUGUUUCUGAUUAAACAAAUGGAAAAAAACUGAGUUUAGCAUUUUUGUGGGGGAGCCCAACACUUAGUAUACAUUUUUAAAAGCCUGGCUAACUGUUUUUCUUAAUUGCUGUAGUUGAACAAUAUUCAUUCAUUCGUUUCGUGUGCGAUCCCGGGGCUUAACAAUGAGUGCAUAGACGGGUUCCUUGUUAAGACAAGAAAAAAAGAAGAAACACUGUACAAGAGAAAACCAAGAUUCAGUUUCAUUUUACAAUAACUGAAAAAUGACUAAUGAAUGUAAUAACACGGCUUUGCACAAUGAAGCAAUGCAUUCGAGUGAUUAAAAAGGUUUGAGUGCGCACCGAAAGAAGCGUUCAGCUGCACUCAAAGGCAAUAGAUUCAUGUUAUGGACAGUUCUGGGAAAAAGGUAGUUUUCUAACAUGGGGGUGUGAGCUAUUAGUGAAGUAUGCAACCUUUUUUGGGUGAAAUAAGUACCUUGAAUAUAGUAUUUAACAGGGCCAUGUCGAUCUUUUGGCACGCAACAUAAUGUCAGCAACUAAAUAAAACAUUGACUUCGAAGGGUCUAUGCAGAAUGUGGUAUAUGCUGGUGCUUUAAGGAAGUUUAGUCCAGAACAUGCAAGAUCAAACUUUGGAAGGUAUCAACGACUGUAAACUUGCACAACAAUUUAACUGUUGUCACCUUGUUCAGUAUAGGCCUCUGCUAUGUAGCAGGCACCGUAGCCAAGAAAAUUUCAACUAGCAUUGAAAAAAGCCUUUCGGGAUCAUUUUUAUGCCCGUUUUUGUAGUCUCCCUUACCACGUGCUACACGAGUGAUUUUAAAAGUUAUGAGAAACUGUAAGUAUAAUUUCUGCACUGUAAAGACAGUGCCUGAAAAGGAUGGAGGAAGUUAGGUUUUUUUGGCACACAGUGCAGCUCACCAAUGCGAAAUAUCAAAUGGCUUCAGAGAAGAACAAAAGUGUUUCACUUUCCUCAAGUUCUUGAAAUUGAUGGUUUUGCAGUUUUACAGUUGCACAUUCUUCACCUGCUUGCAGAUGUUUGCAAGUUGUUUAUGAGCAUGUGACAAGAGUGGGAGACAGAAAUCAUCAACAAAUGGGCCGACAGCAUGUGAAAGCUAUAUGGUGGAUGCAGGUUCGAUAUUUUCGUAAAGGGAAAGGUUGCUAGAUCUUUUGUAAAUAUGUACAGAAGUCAUGUUAUAGUUCAUCAAGCAGACCAUGUUUUAUAUACAGUGUACAGAAAAGAGGAUGCCCGCAGCUAGAAUGUUAACAUUUCUGUUUCGCAUCAAAGAUGCCAAAUGCACUGUUUGCUGUUGUGAAGCAUAAAAGUAGGCAUUUCUUUAAACUUACACCUUUAUUUGUUAUUGUGCUUGGCAUUGUGACAGUUGACCUUACAUGCACUUAUCAGAUAAGACUUGUUGAAUGAAUAUACAUUUGUUUUUUUUUUAAUUGUGACGGAACUUCAUGUUACAAGAGUGCUUCAUGUUAUGGUGUCCUUUCUGGCCCGGAAGAAUGUCUGCAUUGCCUAAAUAAAGUUCUGCAUUGAGAAUUUGCA